Messenger RNA from Emericellopsis cladophorae, 2175 nucleotides. RefSeq lists its product as uncharacterized. Gene Ontology annotation, cellular component: cytosol. The coding region runs from base 1 to 2175 and encodes 724 amino acids. Lineage: Eukaryota; Fungi; Ascomycota; Sordariomycetes; Hypocreales; Bionectriaceae. The record is from RefSeq and is a predicted model, not a curated record. Gene Ontology annotation, molecular function: asparagine synthase (glutamine-hydrolyzing) activity. The transcript has 3 exons.
AUGUGCGGCAUUACUGCAUGUAUCUUGCUCGGCGGAGCAAGCACCAACAACCACACGAACACAUCGUUUUCCGAAAACGCAAUCCUUGAACCCCAGCUCAAUGGCGGAACAUUAGAGAAAUUGGAGGCAGAGCUCAAAGGCUCAAUCGAAGCCAUAGCCCACCGUGGACCGGACGAGUCGGGGAUAUGGAUCAGCGAGAAUGAGCAAGUCGGGCUGGCUCACUGCCGACUGUCCAUCAACGAUCUAUCCUCUGCGGGUCGCCAACCUCUCCACUGUAACGGUGAGGAAAUUCAUGCCGUGGUGAAUGGCGAGAUUUAUGACUACGACCUCCUUCGCGCCGAGUGCGAAGCGAACUAUGGCUAUGCUUUCCAAAGCGACAGUGAUAGCGAGCUUGUGUUAGCACUCUACAAGAUCCACGGUGCGCCCGAGUUCUUCACGUAUCUGCGUGGUGAAUUCACAUUCAUCCUCUACGACAGCCGGGAAGGCGGUCGGCGUGUGAUCUGCGCGCGCGACCGUUUUGGCAUCAAGCCCUUGGUAUAUACGAAGGUUGGGUCGAGGCUACUCGUUGCCUCGGAAGCCAAGGCAUUCUUGCCGCUGGGCUGGAAACCGCGCUGGGACGUCCGAGCCAUUGCGAGCGCUGCAUGGAUGUUUGAUGACCGAACUCUGUUCCGUCAUGUUCGCAAGGUCUUGCCUGGUCACUAUCUUGACAUUACCGAAGAGGGGGGCGUGCAGCAGAUCAAGUAUUGGGACGCUGAAUAUGAAGACAAGGCAGUCGAUACUCGCACCGUCGACGAAAUGGUAUUCGGUGUUCGCGAAAGACUGGUCGAGUCUGUUCGUCUUCGGCUACGUGCUGACGUGCCCAUUGGCAUCUUCUUGUCCGGAGGAAUUGACUCCUCCGCCAUUGCCGGUAUAGUCACGCAACUUGCGCGCAAGGACAAGGUCAAGGUGGGAAACGAACAGACUUCCCGAGUCACCUGCUUCAGUGUAGCAUUCCCUAAGUCUUCCGGCUAUGAUGAAUCCGAUAUUGCUCAACGUACCGUCGAGUGGCUCGGAGUCGACAUGGUCAAGAAGAGCGUCACAGAGAACAAUUUAGCAGAGGAUUUCGAAGAGGCUGUAUUCCACUGCGAGCAUCAUCAUUUCGACCUCAAUUUCGUGGCUAAAUUUGCACUCUCCACCCUUCCCCGCGAGCACGGCAUCAAGGUCGUCCUAACCGGUGAAGGCGCUGACGAGCAUUUCGCUGGCUAUCCAUACUUUGCCAGUGAAUUCCUGCGCGAAGCUGAUGAAGCCAUGGCACAUUACCAUCUAUCCCAAGAAGGCCAGCUUCGACAAAAGUUAUUCAAGUCGGCGCAGAGGGAGAUGAAGGAAAUCUGGCAAAGAGGUGGCGCAACAGUGUAUGUUGAGAGGCCAUCCAUUGCCUCCAUUGCCGGCGUGGGCGCAGUGGACAUGAGCGACAAUUUGUUAGCAUGGCAUCCUGCAAGCAGGGUAUUCCACCCGUGGCUCCGAGACAAGCAAGGCAACGACGACUGCCGUAGGACAGUUCUGGGUUCGCACGCGACCAACGUCCAGGCGAAGAUGAAGCUGCGAUGGCACCCAUUGCACACGGCCAUGUACAUGUGGAACAAGAGCUCGCUGCCUAACAUUCUACUGUCUUGCCUCGGCGAUCGAACAGAGAUGGCACACAGUGUGGAAGCACGCACGCCCUUCCUGGACCACCACCUAGCCGAGUAUGUCAACCGCUUGCCUCCUAGUGUCAAGCUGCGCUACUCGGACGACGCGGCAAGCGCCGCUGCGGACCUGGGUCCCAUCUGGACUAAGUCUAGUGUGGCUCUGCAGAGUCUCGAUGAGAAAUGGAUCCUCCGCCAGGCAAUGCGCCCCUUUAUCACCGACGAGUUGUACCAGCGAAAGAAGAAUCCGUUCUUGGCGCCGACGCGGUGGAAAGUGGGCGGGCCGCUUCAUCAAAAGCUGACCAUGCUGCUAUCAGAGAAGGCAGUGGAAGAGCUCGGCUUUGUGGAUUGGGCGACGAUCCAGGAGGACAUGGGCACUGCUUGGGGCGAGGAAGCUGACCCCGGAGCCUUCCGCCGACUGUUGUGCUGUAGUGCCUGGGUAGCGCUGAGCCGGCGUAUGGGAGUGGCCAAAGGGACUGAAGCUGACUGGGAGGGCACGCUACAAUGUUGA